CCGCUCGCUUGUACCUCGCGGUGGGCGGGACUGGCGCGCGCUGUCAGCCAUGGCUGCGCGGCGGGUUGCGUACCGGCGGGCGAAUUAGCCUGAAUUAGCUGGCUAGGCGUGGGUACCGCAGCUCCUUGCUUCUCUGGACCGGUCCACCCGAAAUAUGGCUGGCGUUAUCCGAAGGCUAGACGAAACCGUGGUGAAUCGCAUUGCGGCCGGUGAAGUCAUUCAGCGACCCGCCAAUGCUAUUAAAGAAAUGAUAGAAAACUGUUUAGAUGCGAAGUCCACCAGUAUUCAGGUGACUGUGAAGGAAGGAGGACUGAAGCUUAUCCAGAUUCAGGACAAUGGGACAGGUAUCAGGAAAGAGGACAUGGAAAUAGUAUGUGAGAGGUUUACAACAAGUAAACUUCAGAAGUUUGAAGACCUCACAGCCAUCAGCACCUAUGGAUUCAGAGGGGAGGCCUUAGCCAGUAUAAGCCAUGUAGCUCAUGUGACCAUAACAACGAAAACAGCUGAUGGGAAGUGUGCCUACAGAGCCAGUUACAGCGAUGGGAAGCUAAAGGCACCUCCCAAGCCCUGUGCAGGAAAUCAGGGGACCCAGAUCACUGUAGAAGAUCUGUUCUACAAUGUGUCCACGCGCAGGAAGGCCUUAAGGAGUCCAAGUGAGGAGUACAGCAAGAUUGUGGAGGUGCUGAGCAGGUAUGCUAUUCACAAUUCAGGAAAGAGCUUUUCAGUUAAAAAGCAAGGGGAGACCAUGGCAGAUGUGAGGACGCUGCUCAACGCCUCAACGGUGGACAACAUACGGUCCGUGUUUGGCAACACGGUGAGCAGAGAGCUGAUCGAAGUGGGCUGUGAAGAUCAGAAACUGAGCUUCAAGGUGAAGGGUUACAUCUCCAAUGCCAACUACUCAGUCAAGAAGUGCAUCUUUUUGCUCUUUAUUAACCACCGUUUGGUAGAGUCCAGCGCUCUGAAAAAAGCCAUAGAGACGGUCUAUGCUGCCUACCUUCCCAAGAACACACACCCUUUCCUCUACCUCAGUCUAGAGAUCUCCCCGCAGAACGUCGACGUCAACGUUCACCCCACCAAGCAUGAGGUCCACUUUCUUCACGAAGACGCCAUCAUUGAGAGCAUCCAAAGGCACCUGGAGGCCAAACUGUUGGGCUCCAACUCUUCACGUACUUAUUUUACGCAGACUCUGCUCCCAGGACUCUCUGGUUCCUCUGGUGGAGAUGUCGUACCCUCCUCCAGUUCUGUGUCAGACUCCAGCCAGCGUAUCUACGCUCAGCACAUGGUGCGGACUGACUGCCGUGCCCAAAAGUUAGAUGCUUUUCUGCAGCCCAGCGUGCGGACGGAGCAGCCCAGCGAGCGGACGGAGCAGCCCAGCGAGCGGACGGAGCAGCCCAGCGAGCGGACGGAGCAGCCCAGCGAGCGGACGGAGCAGCCCAGCGUGCGGACGGAGCAGCCCAGUGAGCGGACGGAGCCAUCCAGCACUGAGGUCCAGUCAGAGGGUCCAGACCAGCAGCAAGAGGAUAUUGAGGAUGCGGCACUGCUGGCUGCCCUGGAGCAAGAGGAGGCCAGCAUCUCAGCAGACAUCCAGGGAUGUAGUACUCCUCUUUCAGACCUCUCCACUAGAAAGCGCGCUCGAGAGGGGACUGAGCAAGAGCCGUGCCCCGCUGCUGCUGCCCACAGACGUGUUAUCAAGCUCACCAGCAUUAAGGAGCUGCGAGCCCAAAUAAGCGAGCUCUCUCACACAGGCCUACAGGAAAUGCUACAGAACCAUACCUUCGUUGGCUGUGUCACUCCUCAGUGGUCCCUGAUCCAGCACCAGACUAAACUCUACCUACUAGACACCACCAAGUUCAGCCGGGAGCUGUUUUACCAGAUUCUGGUCUACGACUUUGGGAACUUCGGUGUUUUGCGAUUGUCUAGCCCGGCACCCCUUUACGACCUGGCAAUGCUGGCACUUGAGAUGGAGGAGAGCGGUUGGUCAGAGGAGGACGGGCCUAAGGAAGGUUUGGCCCAGUACAUUGUGGAAUUCCUGCAGAAGAAGGCAGAGAUGCUGGAGGACUACUUCUCCAUGGAAAUCGACCAGGAUGGCAAUCUGGUUGGCCUGCCACUGCUGCUGGAUGGGUACAUCCCUGCCAUGGAAGGGCUGCCCAUGUUUGUGCUGCGUCUGGCCACCGAGGUGAACUGGGAGAAUGAGAAAGAGUGCUUUGGGGACUUCAGUCGCGAAUGCAGCACAUUCUACUCCAUCAGAAAGCAGUAUACCAUGGAGGAUGUGACUGGGGUGGAGCCUAAGCCAGAGGAUCAGGUUGGGUCAUCGUGGAGGUGGGCUGUGGAGCACCUGCUCUUCAAAGCCUUCAGGACGCAUGUCAGCCCCCCACAGCACUUCAGUCAGGAUGGCAGUGUGCUGCAGAUUGCCAACCUGCCAGACCUUUACAAGGUGUUUGAGAGAUGCUAACCUGGAAUGCUGAAGGAAAAAGAAAACUCGGAGAUAUCUGCAAGUGUUUAUUUUUUUUUUUUUAACUCAAUAAAAAUGUUUGAUAAUUCCUACAAACCUACACAAAA
Paramormyrops kingsleyae is the source of this 2559-nucleotide messenger RNA. NCBI's taxonomy places the organism in Eukaryota, Metazoa, Chordata, Actinopteri, Osteoglossiformes, Mormyridae. The record is from RefSeq and is a predicted model, not a curated record.